This is a messenger RNA of Klebsormidium nitens, 453 nucleotides long. NCBI's taxonomy places the organism in Eukaryota, Viridiplantae, Streptophyta, Klebsormidiophyceae, Klebsormidiales, Klebsormidiaceae. The record is from the annotation of a GenBank genome assembly.
AUGAUCCUAGUUGGGGUCACAAAUUUUGCAGUGACGUUCCAGUGGGGCGACGGCCUGCCUCACCGCAUCCAGGCUGUCAGCCAGCAGGGGCCCCCGGUCUUCUCUGGGCGUGGCAUCGAUACAGUGGAGACGGCGCCAUUCCAGAUCCGGCUCCAGUUUAACGAAACCGGAAAGUACUUUUUCAAUGAUCCCGCCGAUCCCGAAUUGACGGUGGGGAUCAUCACAGUGCAGUCGGCCGUGGACGCUCUCCCCAUCAUCAAUUGGCAGGCCAACACCAACAACACCGACGCCGUGUGGAACUCGACCAAGGGCACCGGGGAUGGGGCGGACCCUGCCCCGACCCCUGGGCCCCCAGGAACUCCGAGUCCAUAUGCCCCGGUGGAAACGCUCGGGAUCCUCUCCGGUAUUCCCGCCAACAGGACUACCGCAUCGCCUGAAGGCCCGGGCCGCUGA